GUCAGUUUUUCAGUGUUUUUGUGCUACUGCCCGUACGGAACUGCACGGGAGUCGCCCAGACCAUCCAACGCUAAUUACUAGGAAGGAACCUCUAUGCUAGGAACGUUAGUUUUCAGACAUAAUUACGUAACGUGCCAAGGGGGUAAUUUGCCGACGUUUGCUGCUUCGUGUUGGAGGAACGCCUUGUCUCUUUGGCUUCCAGCUGCUUUGAAACGAAGACAACGAAGCACAGUCCUAGCUGACAAAAGUUUGCAUUUCAUGUUUCAAGACCGCGUCUAGCUAAAACCAAAAACAGUUUAACACAGGUGGUAAGGUGGAGAGGGGCUAUAGGCAGACCCAUGGCCGCCGUGCAUUACCCAGAGUGCCCACUCAGGGACUCACUUUACUGGGAUGAAACAGAGUGCCUAAACUACUAUGGGAUGUUGUCUCUCCAUGAGGUCUUUGACGUAGUUGGUUGUCAGCUGACAGAGACUGACAUUGACGUGUUGUCAUUCCUUCUGGAUGAAACCUGUCCUGCACCACACCCCCUUGACCCAACAGGUUGGACAGUUGAGCCCUGUGGCAGCGAUCCAGAUGACUUGGGCGUGUCCCUGAGUCCUGAGCUGCUAAAAGCCUGGAUGCGAUUGAAGCCUCAGGGCUCCCAGCAUCACUUAGUGGCCUCGUAUAAGCCCAAGAGUGGCCUUGAGCUAUUGUUGGAGCUGGAGAGGCGAGGAUACCUUAGUGAUGGCAACCUGGAGCCACUGCUGCAACUACUGAGAGUCCUCACUCGCCAUGACCUGCUGCCUUUAGUGUCCCACAAAAGAAGGAGGACAGUAUCUCCAGAGCGAGUUGGACAGAGGUAUGGAAUAGAGAACAGAGAGUUGGUGUGCGCCUCUGGAAUGCAACAUAACUGCAGACAGACAGAAAUACCUCUUCCAUAUUUCACACAACAAUCGAGAAUUGGUAUUUACCCUCCUAUGCCUGGGCCAUCUGUAAGGAGGAGGAAGAAGAGGGGAAAUGGCUGGAGCCGCAAGCCCAAGAAAACUAGCAGACAGGGCCCGCCACUGCCUCCUCUACCACCACCACAUAAAGCUUCCUGCAAUAUCCGCCUGCGUGUCCGGGCCGAAUACCUGGAGCAUGACUCGGCACUCCGUGAGGGUGUCUCAUCGGACAAACGGCAGCCCCUGGAGCGACAGUUUGAAUUGUUCAGCCAGGCCAACUCCCUGCUUCGUUCCAGAGACCUGGGUUCCAUUGUCUGCGACAUCAAGUUCACAGAGCUGGACAACCUGGAGGCCUUCUGGAGUGACUACCUAAGCGGAGCUCUGCUGGAGGCCCUGAAGGGAGUCUUCAUCACGGACUCCCUGAGGAUGGCAGCAGGCACGGAGGGCGUCCGUCUGCUGAUCAGUGUGGACCAGGAUGACUACGAGGAGGGCCGAAUGCUGCUGAGAGCUAGGAGAAUGUUUUCAUCUAGUAAUGGUGGGCGCACAGAGACUCGCUGGGCUGUAUAGGCUGAUAAGACUCUUUGGGGUGUAUUGUAUUAGCUUUGAUAAAUUGAAAAGUAGGGAAUGCUGCGAAUUUGUACGCAUUUGCCAGGCCUCCUUCUGCAAGUUGCAAUCCAUGUGUUAACCACUAGAUGGCAGCUCUUACCAUUUGUUGUUUGUGUUCAAAACUGGCCUUACAUUUUCAGAAUUAUCAGUUUUUUUGUUGAAACAUUACCAUUAUUUGUGAAAGAACAUGGAAUAAUAAUGAAUCAAUGUGCUUUCCCUUGGGAUCCAUGCACAGGUGCUACUUUGUAGGACACCAGGAUGAAACAGGAUGUAUCAAGAUUGUUCUUAGUCUCAGUAAGAACAGGAGCAAGCAAGCCAUUGCCAAAAGAUCAAGUGGUAAGCCCCUCAUUACAUUAUUAAUCUUAAAUAAGGUUAAGACAACUGAUGUGCCACAAAUAAUAAAAAAUACUACAUAACUACAUACAGUUGACACAGUCAAAUGCUCACGGUCAAGGUUGAGACUACGCACGGACAUGCAUGUACACAAAUUAAAUGGGCCACAAUGAUACCAAACUUGUAAUCAAGUGUUUGCUGCCCAUUUUUUCCACAUUUAUGCAUAGACCGUGGGCAUUCAGAUUCCAAGAUGGCUCUAAGUUAUUCUGCUGUCAUAGUAUUGGACUUGAAUGAUAAUGUUAACUGGCACUUUUCUUUAAUUAAACUAAUUUCAAGGACAAAGAAACAUGCCAAAAAAGUUUCUGAUCUUUAAAAAUGUGUAAGAACUGAGCACAGAUGGAAAAGCAGGCUGCUCUCAGUACAGAUUGAUCUUUGUGUUCAACUUUGGAGAGCGAGCCCACGCAUAUACACCUAGAUAACAAACCUGGGAUUCUCAGCCCAUGUGUGCCACGAUAACUCAACUUGCGAUUGCCGUGGUCAGUGGAUACGGUAGUUGCUAGUAGAUGACAGCAGUGAUUAGGGCUAGGCCUCAGCGGACCAUGGAAGACUCAUCAUCCCAAGCUUGUCAACAGCAACUCGGAUAAUGCAAUGGUGGCUUGUGACCGGGCUUCAAGCUAGGCCUCAGCAAGUGCUUCUCUCAGCAAGUAAAGCACAGGACAGUGCGUCGGUCAAUAGAAGUGAUGUUGGGGAGAUCAAAAUCAAAAGUGCACAUCCCAGCUCCACUCAGCCCUGCUACGUAGGCCCAGUAGAGUGGCUCACGGACAGCUGUCUACUCACCCUGCUGGAACUAAUGCCUGGACUUCACUCAUAGAAGACGAUCAAUAAGGCCCCUCCUCCAAGUCCCUUCAUGCAGGCACGACUUAAGCAGGCAGUCUUGCUACUGUCUGAGUGCAAGGCAGAGGACAAUGGACAUAUUUCCAUGUUUACUUUAGUGUGUUUUUGAUCUUGCAUUUGUUCUAUGUGUGAUUGUAUUAGUCAUAGAAGAUUAAAAAAAAAAACUUUAAAAAUAAUAAUUCAGGGGAACAUUUUUGUUAAAGAAAAACAUUUGUUUGGUAUGCCAAUUCUUUUUGUUGAAAUCUUUAUAUAUGAUAUAUUUGGUGAAUAAUAAAGGUUUGAUGGCCUAAAGAUG
Messenger RNA from Perca flavescens (yellow perch), 3048 nucleotides. It is a transcript of the gene dedd2, whose product is annotated as death effector domain-containing 1. Gene Ontology annotation, cellular component: nucleolus. Gene Ontology annotation, biological process: extrinsic apoptotic signaling pathway via death domain receptors; regulation of apoptotic process; apoptotic process. Bases 339 to 1487 code for a protein of 382 amino acids. The record is from RefSeq and is a predicted model, not a curated record. Gene Ontology annotation, molecular function: DNA binding; protein binding. The transcript has 6 exons. NCBI's taxonomy places the organism in Eukaryota, Metazoa, Chordata, Actinopteri, Perciformes, Percidae.